Molecule: messenger RNA, 2214 nt
Organism: Coccidioides immitis RS
Lineage: Eukaryota; Fungi; Ascomycota; Eurotiomycetes; Onygenales; Onygenaceae
Product: KH domain RNA binding protein
Exons: 3
Coding region: 745-2214 (489 amino acids)
Biological process (GO): regulation of RNA metabolic process; regulation of gene expression
Cellular component (GO): nucleus; cytoplasm
Molecular function (GO): mRNA binding
Source: RefSeq, a predicted model, not a curated record
UCGAUAUCAAGCGUCAUCGCCAUCAGUCUCGUCUUCUUGCCAGCGAGAGAGAGCACAUCAACGCCGUCCCGCACCCUGUUCUUGCUGGUUUCUCGUCAUCCUCCCCAUGAAUGAGUACGAUUACUUUGAACAUCUCGCUUUGACUCUUCUAUUCCCAACUUGUUCAGCGACCUCUUGCUUUUUGCCCCUUUUGUGACCAGCUGGUUAUUCGAUCCUCUGCUUCGAAGGAGCUCGAUUGCUGGAAUAUAGGUACAAGGCAGGCUUUGGAGGCAUCAUAAGGACCCUUUUGCGUUUUAGCAUCCCUUCUGACACUUGUCAAUCUGCCAACACUACCUACCCACCUUCUUCCUUCGCCCGCCGCUUUCACCGUUCAUCCAGUCCGCUUUUCACCUCAACACUCUCCGUGACCUCUGAAGAGAUCAUCUAUUUCCCGCAACCCUGUGCUCAGCACAGUCACCUUUAACCAAGCAUCUCCUUUUACUCGCCGGUUUUACACUCGGCAAGCAUUCCUUUUACUCAGCCCAGCACUCCGCCUUUUCACACAGCACCAGCACCAACUUCCUCUCCAGCCGACCACCUGCACCAGCAAGUUUUCCUUGAGAACUCCUGGUGUACAUAAGCGAUACAGAAAGGAAAAAAAAAAAAAAAUAGGAAGAAAGACAUUCAGUCCUCCAUCGACUCUUUUUUUUUCUUUUCUCUCAGCGUAGGUGCAACCUAGCAGACCCGUUUAUCCCAACAUCCAACAUGUCGGCUUCGCCAACCUCCGCCGUCGCAUCUACGAAACGACCUCUCGAGGACCCAUCCUCGCCUUCUGGUCCGACCGAUCAGCCGGAUGCCAAACGUCAGGCAUUAGAUAAAGUAGUUAAAGGUGACGAGCAGGAGGUCAAAGGGGACCAGGAUAAUACGAAGAUCGAGGAAAAUAAUAAAGUCGAGCCUACCGCCGAAACCGAUGGCGCAGCCCAGAACAACGUCCAGGAUGGUCAAGGUGAUCUAGUGGUUCCCGAUGCCCCUAACAAUGGAAAGUCUUCCCCAACUGCUCCUUUGGAGACUCAACCUAUUCAGUCUACAGCCUCACACAAUGACCGUGCAACCUCCCAAGCACCUGGUCAAUCCCACGGAACACAGGAUGAAACCGGGUUUAUUCACAUCCGUGCUGUUAUUUCAAGUGCUGAAGCUGCCACCUGCAUUGGUAAAGGUGGAGAAAAUGUUUCUCAGAUUCGCCGUCUCUCCGGUGCUAAAUGUACCGUCAGCGAUUACACCCGUGGUGCAGUCGAGAGAAUCCUGACUGUUAGUGGUCCUCAAGAUGCAGUUGCAAAGGCGUUUGGGUUGAUUAUUCGUACAUUGAACAAUGAACCUCUGGAUUCGCCAUCUACAGCUCAGUCCAAGACCUAUCCCCUUCGCCUGCUUAUUCCCCAUAUCCUCAUUGGCUCAAUCAUCGGCAAGUCUGGCGUUCGCAUCCGCGAAAUUCAAGAGCACUCUGGUGCACGCCUCAAUGCCUCAGAUUCCUGCCUUCCCUUAUCCACUGAACGAUCCCUUGUUAUCCUUGGUGUUGCUGACGCCGUUCACAUUGCCACCUACUACGUUGCCGCCACUUUGGUUGAGCAGUUGACAGAAAGGUUCGGUGGACCUGCGGCCUCAGCAUAUGCAACCCGAAGUGGUGGUCCCGCAGGUGUUGUUCCCGGUGGCAUGCAAGUAGUUCCCUACGUUCCGCAACCCGCUGGUGGACAAUAUGGCCAUCCAGACAGCUUCAAGCGACACCAUCCCCAGGCCAAUCGCGCGAUGUCUACCGGCUAUGGAGUGCCAUAUAUGCAUGGACCUGGCCCAAGUCCGCACGGUAUGCAGCAGCCUAUUCAUUAUAACGCCUCCCCCCGCCAAGGCUACACUGGGGCUGGACCGCAUCAGCCCGCUCCCUACGGAGCUCCUCAACCUCCUCACAGUCAUGGAACGCCGGCUCAACCAAUGGGAGCUCCUGUUGCUGGCGGCCCAUUGACCCAGCAAAUUUUCAUUCCCAACGACAUGGUUGGUGCUAUCAUCGGAAAGGGAGGUGCCAAGAUCAAUGAAAUCCGCCACCUUAGCGGGAGCGUCAUCAAGAUUAAUGAGCCCCAGGACAAUAGCAAUGAGCGUCUGGUGACCAUCACUGGAACCCAGGAGUGCAACCAAAUGGCCCUCUACAUGCUCUACUCGAGACUUGAGAGCGAGAAACAUCGCAUUUAA